Molecule: messenger RNA, 1097 nt
Organism: Spodoptera exigua (beet armyworm)
Lineage: Eukaryota; Metazoa; Arthropoda; Insecta; Lepidoptera; Noctuidae
Source: the annotation of a GenBank genome assembly
CUAAAAUUGAUGACUAGUUGAUGAGUGACCAAAUAACGAGGUCGUACAAGUAAAUCCUGUCAAAUGAAAGAGGUGAAAUCAUUGUACGCAAACAGAUCCAGUUAGAGUUAAUAUCUCAUUGCAAGGUUAUCUUAUCGUUUUAGGUUGCGACCUAUUAAAGCGUUAGUUAAGAGAGUUAAGUAUGUAUUACAGUGGUAAUUACUAUGUGGUUCAACAUACUAUUGCUAUUUGUGCUAUUUACUUUCGUCGCGUCGAGCGAUGACAACGACGAGCCCGUUUUAUAUUACUAUGGUCUUGAGGAGAGUGAGCGCAGCCUGCCACCUUGCAAUGACCGCCAGGCAUGUUCGGCGCUGAUACUGCGUUACUGGCGCGCACCCGCCCUGGUGAGGUUGUGUCGCUGUGCGCGACGCAUGCGCUGUGACACUCGCGCGCACAACGACACUAUUAUUGAACUCAACAAUCGGGCGUAUUUACAGUUUUGUAAACCUGUAACUGAUUGGCCGGAAUGUAACAUAAGGGAAAACGCCUUAAACGUAGUUACAACAUACCAACGUAUGAAUCCUGAUGAACUGGAGGAAAUGCAUCACGCGAAUAUGCAGCUCACACCACCAAACAUUACAUUUAGCUGUCGGUGUCGUAACCCUAGCUACUGGAAGCUAUCUUCUACAGAGGAUAAUAACCGUAAAUACCGUUGCGCGUCACUCCCACUAUGUAAAACUGGAGAGUUUUGCGGAAAUGUGAACUACGACCUAAAUGCGCUCUACCAGUCGUGUUUGUGCCCUAGACAUCACAUAUGUGUGCACAAUGGCGGUGUAACACACAUGCACAUCUCCGAGCUGCUGUACGAAGGGAGAGGAUGGAAAGCUUACUGCCAAAGAAUAGAAAGCGACGACAGUUACGAAGAUUAUUAACUUACUCGAGCGGGUUGUGCAGCGAUGUCUUUAACGAUCGUUUGGACUUGUUCAUUGAAGUUCUCGGGCCAUAGAGUACGGCUUACCAAUCCACCUUGCAACACUUCCGAUGCUGUCAAACGACGUCCGAAAACAAUCAAAUCGUUCAGCUGCAACAAGUAUUUAGUAGUUUUACAAUAAAUAAUC